Molecule: messenger RNA, 468 nt
Organism: Staurois parvus
Lineage: Eukaryota; Metazoa; Chordata; Amphibia; Anura; Ranidae
Source: the annotation of a GenBank genome assembly
AACUUGAGAGUAAAAAUUGCCAGGCGUAAAUCCGUAAGGCAGAAAGAAAACCGAGAUAAAGAGUUCAGAAAGAGCAGAGGCCUGGCACUGAUGGAUGCAAAUGUUUCAGUUGGGAAAGAACAGGACCUGGCAGUGCUGGAAGAGGUCAAUGAGCCUUUUUUUGCCAAGGGGUCCAUGGAUAAAACUGCAGUCCCUGGUAAAAAGAGAGACAACAUUAGCUAUGGGCGUCGUGCGUUGCUGCAGCGUUAUUUGGAAGAGAAGGAGCUAAGGAAACUUAAGGUGCAGAGAGAAAAGGCAAACAAAGGAGUCUUCAAAUGUGGCCUAUACAAGCCUGAAAAUCCAUUUAUUCCAGUUACCUCCCAGCAUGCGGUCAAAGUUAAAAUGAAUGAAAAGACUGUGCAACCUGCUGUGACUAGAGUUACCAGAUCAGCAGCCAGAAUAGAUGUUCAUAACCCUCUAUCUCGGCCU